Molecule: messenger RNA, 1320 nt
Organism: Dimorphilus gyrociliatus
Lineage: Eukaryota; Metazoa; Annelida; Polychaeta; Dinophilidae
Source: the annotation of a GenBank genome assembly
GUUCUAUUAUUCUAUUAAUUGAGACAGCGAAAAUAGAAAUAAAUACUUUUUCAAACGAAAGUCGUAAAGCAAUUCAAAAAAAUAAAGUAGCGAUAAUAGGAUAUUUAAAAAUUUGAAAAAAAAACUUUAUGAAUUCGUAGUCUUUUAAGUUUUUAAACUAUACAGAUCUUGUAAGGUAUUAUUAAAAUGAAUGAUAGAUUAGCCGCUGGAGAUGGCAGUUCUAAUUCAUCGAAAAAAUUCAAAAAGUUUAAUAAAUCUUUUAGUUUUCUUACAUCGGCGAGGAGUUGUUCAACGCCAAAAGAUCCGGGGGAGGGGAAGAAAUAUCCAUCUAGCGAUAGUAAACUCGGUCGUAAGUUUAGUAAUAGAUUAAAAAAUUGGCUACGUUUGAAAGAGUCGUCUAGAUAUUCUGUAUCCGAGAGUUUUAAUAGUACAAGGAAUGUAAAUGAUUUCAUGCCAAAGUUGGGAUCAAUCUCUGAAAAUAAAUUGGAAAAUGUUAGUAAUUUUUGCGUGACUGCUGAUGAAAGUUCCUAUCUAACCGAAAACACAGAAGCCAGGGAUGGAGAGAAUCGAGUAAUCGAUAAGCCUAAAAGCGCAAAAUCUCUAUGCUCUAUUACCGAUGAUGAUAAUGCUUUCAAUGAUAACAAUAUGGAUAAAAUGUUAAUGAAACCGAUAGAAAGUCGUUCGUCUAAAAGGGAAGCAGAAAUUCAAACAAUAAAUUUAAUUGGAGAAAGUGAAUCUAUAGAGAAGCUAAUAGAAAGCAAAGAUAUAUUGAUUGCAACCUUGAAAUCCGAUUUAGAACAGCAAGAAAAUGAUUUUCAAAAAACUUUAUCAAAUAUAAAAGAUUUAACUAGUAAUUGUAGAACUUUAACCACCGAAUUAUCAUCCUUAGAAGAGAAGAAGAAAAUGCAAAAGAGGAACAAUCAUUUAGAAAACGCUUUUUAUCGAAUGAAAAUGGAAAGUGAAGAGAAAGAAAAUAAGCGUCUACGAUUAGAAUUAGGUCGUCUGAAUAAAUGCUUAAGAGCAAUUAGCCUUGAAAACCACCAUAAUAACCUAAUAUUUUUGUGGGAGAAGGAAUCGGAUGCUGUUAAAUUGGCUUCAUGCUACGAUAAAUUAAAGAUAUUAAUAAGUCAUUUAAACAUGAUAAAUGAUCAAUUAAAUGGGGAAAUAAACGAAGGCAAACUCUCCGCAAUACUUCUCAGCGCUAAAAGUACUCUUGAAGAAGAACUUUCCCGUAAGGACGACUUAGAAAUGAAAGCAAAAUCAUUACUUAAAGGAUUAUCUGAAGCUUCUAAAGAAAUUCAAAAAUUUAGUAAUAAUUGA